GUCUAUUCCCCCCAGGUAGCGAUGUCGAAUCAACCUCCUGCCGCGCACCACCGGAACAAUCCCCCAGUGACCAAUGGCCAGCAGCCAGCCCACGGGACACCACACGACACCGAGACAUCCAGCCAAGAUGGUUGGGCUGGCAUGGCGUUCAACCGCACAAUAAUCGAGGGAGGACAUUUUGCUGGAAACGGCAUCUACAGGAACUCGCACGUCCAUCUCGAAGGACCGUACCAUCCCCUGGCCAAUCGAGACCAUAAAGUGAUACAAAUGAAUGACGUCGUCAUGACUGGCGGGAUAGUCGCCGCAAGAGAAAUCUACCAGAACACCAGCCUUUCCUACAAUGUGACUACACAAUCGAAUGGCUCCCAGCAAGUCGCCCCAGCUACGGGAGAAGCGUUGAUUAUAAACAACGAAACCGUUACGGAUGGAAACUACGCGCCAGCGGUGUUUGGGGCGGAGUCGAGUGUCCUAUCGGACGACGUUGCGAGGAUCCAUCGUCCUGUCCGUAGGCCCGGAGCCACAUUGAACCUCAAUGGAACGACAGUGAGCGGUGGAAUCAUCUGCGGUGGAAGGGUGAUUCAACAGACAAGGAUCGCAGUCGAAACGCCGUCAGACCAGUACUCAGCGGGAUAUGCCGCUGUGCCCGCGGCCGCUCCUGCUCCUAGUACCCGCCGAAUUGAGAACUGAGCUCCCGUAGCUCGGUGCAGUGUCCUGGUCUCUCAUCGUGCUGUAGUCUCCUAAAUCAUGCUGAAAUUUGUAUGUUAGUCUGUAUAAAUCGGUCUCUAAUUACCAUCGUGCCCCCUCACA
Messenger RNA from Coprinopsis cinerea okayama7#130, 807 nucleotides. RefSeq lists its product as hypothetical. The transcript has 2 exons. The coding region runs from base 22 to 687 and encodes 221 amino acids. The record is from RefSeq and is a predicted model, not a curated record. NCBI's taxonomy places the organism in Eukaryota, Fungi, Basidiomycota, Agaricomycetes, Agaricales, Psathyrellaceae.